AUGAGGAGGCGCUCGGUCGCUCUACUCCUCCUUGUCGCGGCCACCUACCUCCCUGUAUCGAUCGCCACCGACACCAUCGACCUGACCGCGUCCAUCGCCGGCAACCAGACGCUGCUGUCCGCCCGUGGAGCAUUCAGGUUAGGCUUCUUCAGCCCGCCCGGCAGCCCCGCCGGCAGGACCUACAUCGGCAUUUGGUACGCACGCAUCCCAGUACAGACCGUCGUGUGGGUCGCCAACCGCCAGAACCCGGUCGUCCAAUCCCCGGGCGUCCUCAAGCUCUCCCCCGACGGCCGCCUUGUCAUCGUCGACGGCCAGAACACUACCGUUUGGUCCUCCUCGGCGCCCACCGGAGACGUGACCACCAAGGCCACGGCUCAGCUUCUCGACAGCGGCAACUUGGUCGUGAGCUCCGAUGGAAGUGGAUCGAGCCAGAGCGUGGCAUGGCAGAGCUUCGACUACCCGACGGAUACGCAGCUCCCGGGCAUGAAGGUCGGGGUGGAUCACAGGAGUGGCUUCGCCUGGAACAUGACGUCGUGGAGCAGCCCCGCCGACCCCUCCCCGGGGCAGUACACGGUCAAGCUGAUCACCGGCGGACUGCCUGAGUUCUUCCUCUUCCGCGGCCCGGCGAAGAUCUUCACGACCGGGCCAUGGAACGGCGUGGUGCUCACCGGCGUGCCGGAGCUCAAGACCGAGGCGUACACAUUCGUGCUCGUGUCAAACCCCAACGAGACGUACAGCACCUACUACAUCAGCUCCCCGUCUCUGCUGACGCGGCUCGUCGUGGAAGGCUCGACGGGGCUGCUGCAGCGGUACGUGUGGGCCGACGGCGCGUGGAACAACUUCUGGUACCACCCGACCGACCCGUGCGACAGCUACGCCAGGUGCGGCCCUUUCGGUUUCGCCUACUGCGACACCGCGCAUUCGCCGGAGUGUAGCUGCUUGCCGGGGUUCCAGCCGCGGUCACGGAAGUGGAGCUUCAGGGACGGCUCCGGCGGCUGCAUCAGGAAGACCAAGUUGAGCUGCGGGGACGGCGACGGCUUCUGGCCAGUGAACAAUAUGAAGCUGCCGGAGGCGACUAACGCGACGGUGCACGCCGACAUGACGCUGGACGAGUGCAGACAGUUGUGCCUGGCCAACUGCAGCUGCAGAGCCUACUCCGCCGCGAACAUCAGCGGGGGCGUCAACCGCGGGUGCGUCAUUUGGGCCACCGAUCUGCUUAACAUGCGGCAGUAUCCGGCGGUCGUGCAGGACCUGUACAUCCGGCUCGCGCAGUCAGAUGUGGAUGCCUUGAACGUCUCAGCUGCAGGUAAGCGCCGACGCACCUUGGUGAUCGCCGUCGCCGCGGCUAUUUCCGGCGCGCUUCUUCUGGCAGCCGCUGGCUGCUUAUGUUUCUGGAGAUGCAAGGCGAGGAGGAAGCGUCAGCUUCAGGCGCCAGGCAGUGGAGACAAUGUGCUUCCAUUCAGGACCAGAAAACACCCUGAUUUGAGCCCAGCAAGGGAGGACGAUGAGAACAAGAUGAGCUGUGGCGAAGACGAUCUCGACCUUCCGUUGUUCGAUCUCGCCGUGAUCCUCGCCGCCACGGACAACUUCGCGGCGGAGAGCAAGCUUGGAGAAGGAGGAUUUGGCCCUGUCUAUUUGUUUAGUCCUUACACGAAAUAUAAUAAUGAGCAGGGAAGGCUUGAGGAUGGGCAAGAAGUAGCUGUGAAGAGGUUGUCCAAGAAAUCAUCACAAGGUGUGGAGGAAUUCAAGAACGAGGUGAGGCUAAUCGCCAAGCUCCAGCACAGGAACCUGGUGAGGCUGCUCGGCUGCUGCAUCGACGACGAUGAGAGGCUGCUCGUGUACGAGUUCAUGCACAACAACAGCCUGGAUACCUUCAUAUUUGAUGAUGCAAAGCGUAAGUUGCUAGGAUGGAGCAAGCGCUUUGAGAUCAUUCUGGGGAUCGCGCGGGGUCUGCUCUAUCUCCACGAGGAUUCGAGGGUCAGGAUCAUCCACAGGGAUAUGAAAGCGAGCAACGUGCUGCUGGACAGGAACAUGGUCCCCAAGAUAUCGGACUUCGGCAUCGCGAGAAUGUUCGGAGGCGACCAGACAACGGCGUACACCCUGAAGGUCAUCGGGACAUACGGUUACAUGUCUCCGGAGUACGCCAUGGACGGCGUGUUCUCCGUCAAAUCCGACAUCUACAGCUUCGGCGUCAUGGUGCUGGAGAUCGUCACCGGCAAGAAAAUCCGAGGCUUCUACGACGCCGAGCUCGAUCUAAACCUCUGCGGCUAUGUUAGUGCGUGGAUGUUGUGGAAGGAAGGCAGGAGCACGGAGCUCCUGGACGAUGCGAUGGGCAGCAGCUGCGAUCACAGCCAGGUGCGGAGGUGCAUACAGGUUGCUCUCAUGUGCGUCGACGUGCAGCCUAGGAACAGGCCGAUGAUGUCCUCGGUUGUCAUGAUGCUGGCCGGCGAGAACGCCACGUUGCCGGAGCCAAAUGAGCCCGGCGUAAACCUGGGGAGGAACAGGACAGAUACAGGGUUUUCUGAAACUCAAAGUGAGUUCACUGUGACUACGACAGAUACAGCUCACAGCAAAAGUUAG
Triticum turgidum subsp. durum (durum wheat) is the source of this 2580-nucleotide messenger RNA. The record is from the annotation of a GenBank genome assembly. NCBI's taxonomy places the organism in Eukaryota, Viridiplantae, Streptophyta, Magnoliopsida, Poales, Poaceae.